GCCCACAAAUGGUAUGCCGAGGCAGAAACUGAUAAUAGAUCCCGCAGCAGAGUCAGUCUGACAGUCAGCUUCUAAUCGAUACUGAAGUCUGCUUCCUCUGGAUUUCUUUUGUAUUCAUCGCUCAUCUAGCACUCACACCUGUUGAACAUGGGAUAUCUGCUGUCUAAGAUGAUGGCUGUGUUCGGGGACAAAGAGCACAAAGUCAUCAUUGUGGGUUUGGAUAAUGCUGGGAAGACGACCAUCCUCUAUCAAUUUCUGACAAAAGAAGCCGUCCACACAUCACCAACUAUUGGCAGCAACGUCGAACAGAUCACCGUUCGGAAGACUCACUUUUUGGUUUGGGAUAUCGGAGGACAGGAGAGCCUGCGAGCUAGCUGGUACUCCUACUAUGGCAACACAGAGAUCGUCAUUCUGGUUGUGGACAGCACUGACCGGGAACGACUGACUGUAACCAAAGAAGAACUUCACCGAAUGCUCGCACAUGAGGACCUACAGAAUGCAGCCGUUCUUAUCCUGGCCAACAAACAGGACAUGAAGGGUUCCCUGACAGCGGCAGAGAUCUCCCAGUUCCUCACGCUCGACUCCAUCACAACACACUCCUGGCAUGUUCAAGCUUGCUGCGCCCUGACAGGAGAGGGUCUACCUGCCAGUCUGGACUGGAUGAAGUCGCGGGUUGUGGCAAACUAGAAGAAAACAAUGGAUUAAAAGUCCUGAAACUGAACCAGCCUCUCGGGCGCCGCAAAGGCCGCAGUGUCAGGAUUAUUUACAGUGUUUUGAGCCUGUGACCACGACAUCUGUGACAGAAACUGCCUCACCAUGUCUACAGUAUGACUUACUGACAAUGUGACAUCUUGAAGAAACCUGCGUUGUGUGUACCUCAGCCUCGGAAACAUGACAACAGACAACCUUCAAAAACUGUUUGAUUAUAUUUUAGUAAUCUGGAGGUUGUGCACUGAGGGAGAGAAAGUGUUAGUAAUGUAUUGACAUAAGUGGCCUGUGUGUAAAUGAGAACAAUGUUUGGGCAAAUUAUCCUACCUCACCAGAAGUAUCACAUUCCACUUUAACUGUCAAGAGUGACUAAAAUGUUAUUAUUUUAUUAUUAGAAAGGAAAACAACAAGGCAGGUUGACAAAGGACAAUGAUUUAUAACACUAAGUCAUAUAUUUUCCUAUUAGUAUCUUGAUUUUCUAGAACUGAUCCAGUGAUUCCACAGACGCUUUAAAACAAGACAAUCAUAAUUUCAUUUUGACUUAGUUCUCAUAAAUGAAGAUUUUUGUUCUUAGUUCACAAACUACUGAUUCAUCACAGUUUACCAGCAAACAGUAAGACUAUAAAGAAAAAAAACAAAAGAACAUUAUGCAGCUGCUGUGGUUUUCCUUCUCAGGAUUUCUGCAAUGUUGCAAAAGCCUACAAGCCUGCAUCUGAUGUUAAAAUUUAAUUUAACGCCAGCAAAUGAUUUUAGCUUUAUUAAACCUGAAUAUUUAUAUUAAUUUAUUCUUUUUUUAAUGCUCUUGGACUGUGUACUGUAUAUGACAGCGAUUUCUUGAAUGGGAGAAGGCGCUAGCUGCUAUGAGUCAUAAUUUUGCAAUGUACAUACUGUAUAGUUUGAUUUUUUUAAAAUAAAUGUUAUUAUUGCUA
Molecule: messenger RNA, 1637 nt
Organism: Haplochromis burtoni (Burton's mouthbrooder)
Lineage: Eukaryota; Metazoa; Chordata; Actinopteri; Cichliformes; Cichlidae
Gene: arl5c
Product: ADP-ribosylation factor-like 5C
Exons: 6
Coding region: 148-687 (179 amino acids)
Biological process (GO): vesicle-mediated transport; intracellular protein transport; protein localization to Golgi membrane
Cellular component (GO): cytoplasm; trans-Golgi network
Molecular function (GO): GTP binding; GTPase activity
Source: RefSeq, a predicted model, not a curated record